AUGACUGGAAAGUAUAUAAAAAUUUUGGCUCUGCGGCAUGGUCCUCGGAGACGCUCGGCCUUGCCCUGUGCCAGCCACGGCCGACUACCUGAGAGUGGUGGCACAUCCUACAUGCCAGACGAUAGACUCACUGCACAGCAGCUGUUCAACUGCACGGACAGUCUCACCUACAGCGACUUUCUCAUUCUCCCCGGGUACGUCGACUUCACUGCAGACCAAGUGGACCUGACCUCUGCUCUGACUAAAAAUAUCACUCUGAAGACCCCACUGGUUUCCUCACCCAUGGACACAGUCACAGAGGCUGGGAUGGCCAUAGUAAUGGCGCUUACAGGCGGUAUUGGCUUCACCCACUACAACUGUACAUCAGAAUUCCAGGCCAAUGAAGUUCGUGAAGUGAAGAAAUAUGAGCAGGGAUUCAUCAUGGACCCUGUGGUCCUCAGUCCCAAGGAUCGAGUGUGGGAUGUCUUUGAAGCCAAGGCCCGGCAUGGCUUCUGUGGUAUCCCCAUCACUGACACAGGCCGGAUGGGGAGCCACCUGGUGGGCAUCAUCUCCUUAAGGGACAUUGAUUUUCUCAAGGAGGAGGAGCAUGACCGGUUUUUGGGAGCGAUCUUGAUGAAGAGGGAAGACUUGGUGGUAGCCCCUGCAGGCAUCACAUUGAAGGAAGCAAAUGAAAUUCUGCAGCACAGCGAGAAGGGAAAGUUACCCAUUGUAAAUGAAGAUGAUAAGCUGGUUGCCAUCAUUGCCCAGACAGUCCUGAAGAAAAACCGAGAUUACCCACUGGCCUCGAAAGAUGCCAAGAAGCAGCUGCUGUGUGGAGCAGCCAUCGGCACUCAGGAGGAUGACAAGUAUCAGCUGGACUUGCUAGUCCAGGCUGGUGUGGACGUGAUGGUUUUGGACUCUUCCCAGGGAAACUCCGUCUUCCAGAUCAACAUGAUCAAAUACAUCAAAGAGAAAUACCCCAGUCUCCAAGUCAUUGGAGGCAAUGUGGUCACAGCUGCUCAGGCCAAGAACCUCACUGAUGCUGGUGUAGAUGCCCUGAGGGUGGGAAUGGGCAGUGGCUCCAUCUGCAUCACUCAAGAAGUGCUGGCCUGUGGGCGGCCCCAAUCAACAGAAGCAUACAACGUGUGAGAAUAUGCACGGUGCUUUGACGUCCCUGUCAUUGCUGAUGGAGGAAUCCAAAAUGUGGGCCAUAUUGCCAAAGCUUUGGCCCUUGGGGUCUCCACAGUUAUGAUGGGCUCCCUCCUGGCUGUUACCACUGAAGCCCCUGGCGUUUUCUUCUCUGAUGGGAUCCAGCUAAAGAAAUAUCAUGGUAUGGGUUCUCUCGAUGCCAUGGACAAGCAUCUCAGCAGCCAGAACCGAUACUUCAGUGAAGCUGACAAAAUCAGGGUGGCCCAGGGGCUGUCUGGGGCUGUGCAGGAUAAAGGAUCCAUGCACAGAUUUGUUCCCUACCUGAUUGCCGGCAUCUAGCACUCCUGCCAGGACAUCGGUGCCAAGAGUUCGACCCAAGUCCAAGCCAUGAUGUAUUCUGGAGAGCUCAAGUUUGAGAAGGGAACAUCCUCAGCUCAGGUGGAAGGUGGUGUCCACAGCCUCCACUCAUAUGAGAAGCGUCUUUUCUGAAAAGGGAUACAGCACACCCUCGGCUUUUCAAUAAAAGUUUGAAAAAACAA
Molecule: messenger RNA, 1667 nt
Organism: Orcinus orca (killer whale)
Lineage: Eukaryota; Metazoa; Chordata; Mammalia; Artiodactyla; Delphinidae
Product: inosine-5'-monophosphate dehydrogenase 2-like
Biological process (GO): GTP biosynthetic process
Cellular component (GO): cytoplasm
Molecular function (GO): IMP dehydrogenase activity
Source: RefSeq, a predicted model, not a curated record